UAACUUUACAAUACAAACUUGAAAGUUUAAUUCAAAUCUCUAGCGGUAUUACUUUGUGAGAUAUUUUGUGUUAACAAAAAUUUUCUCUUUUUUUAAGUUGCUAUGGUAAAAAACAGCCCACUCAAUUUGUUUGAAAGUCCUUUCUGUAUCCUUCUGAAGGCGAAAUCUUUACUGGUUCUUGAGCUAUGGACUAUGAAAAAACGUCGCAAACGAACGUACACACAAGCAAAAACAUUUCUCUAAAAAUCAUUUACUUCGACUCUAGGGACUUUGAAAAGUCGAGAAAUGUCAAAAUUUUCAACUCAACCAAUCGGACCGAUUAAAAUAUCUUUCUAUGGGAAGUGAAAAAGAUUACAGCGUAUUAUUUAAAACUAAACAUCUUUUUGUAAAACCCUGUAUUAUGAGGAUAUUUUAAAUGCACAAAUUUAAUAAAAUAUUGUUUCUGCUGCACCAUAUUCUAUUGAAAAUUAAUUUAAGUUUAUUAUUUUCAAUUUCAAGACGACUUACAAGUUGGUUAUUACCAUUUGAACCAUUUCAAGUAACACUUUGGCUUGGAUUAUCGGCAUGUUUGUUUUUAGAAUUUCUCGCCUUAAUGUUCACACGUAAAUUAGGAAAAGAAGACAUCGAAGAACAUUCAUGGAAAUCUAGUAUGGAGUUUAGCUUCAUAUCAACUCUUAAGCUUCUGAUAUCUCAAGGAACUAGCUACAUAAUUAAAUCGACUUCACUAAGAAUCAUAAUGUUUUCAUGUUAUAUCAUUGAUAUUAUCAUAACAAGUGUUUAUAGCGGAGGACUAGCGAGUAUUUUAACAAUUCCAGCAUUUGGUGAACCACCUGACACUAAGGAGCGAUUAGUCAAACAGAACUUCAUUUGGGGGGCAACAUCAUACGUGUGGAUCGCAUCAUUAGCCAACACAAAAGAUGAAGUAAUGCUCAAAAUCAAGGACCUUUUUCGCAUUUACACUGUUAAGGAGUUAGUCGAAAAAAGUUUAGCAGGUGAAAUUGGUGUUGCACUUGAACGUUUAACUUGGGGACACUUUGCCUUCUAUAAGUUUAUUGACCAAGAAAUUGUUGAUAAGAUGAAAUUGAUGACUGAAGAUUUAUACUAUGCAUAUGUUGUUGCAUUCACACCUCGACCAUGGGCACUUUUGGAGAAGUUUAAUCUUUGCAUACUUUUAAUUCAGUCAAGUGGAAUUUCAAAACAUUGGGAAUGGAAGGUUGUUAAUGAUCAUCUCGAUGAAAAACUACAAAGACAAAUUGAGGAUUCAGCUUGGGCUAAUUUUGGCGACGGCAGAGCAGUACAAUUGGGACUUACAAAUUUCGCUGGAAUUAUCGUCCUUUGGAUAGCUGGAACAAUUUUCAGUGUAUUAGUUUUCGCUGUAGAAAUAAUUUCCAACAGAAAACUAAAACCCAAUGAAAAUUUAACUAUUUAACUAUUUAAUAUUUGCAUUCAAAGAGCACAAAAUUUCAUCCCCAAAAAAAACACCCUUCCUUUAUUGCAAAAUUUUAUAUACGCUUUUAUACUAAUUACUCAACUCAUUAAAGUAACGUCAGUUUAUUUCCUUUCAUAUUUUGCUCAACAGAGCAUGAUUUUGCAUUAACUUUCAAAACGCUCUCAUAUAAGGACACAUCAUAUAAGCCCAACCCCGAAACUAGUACAAAAUUAUUAUGCAAAGGAAUACUCGUAUCUGUUUUGAAAAUAAAGAAGAAAAAAAGUUCAAAUGACA
This is a messenger RNA of Eupeodes corollae, 1723 nucleotides long. RefSeq lists its product as uncharacterized. NCBI's taxonomy places the organism in Eukaryota, Metazoa, Arthropoda, Insecta, Diptera, Syrphidae. The transcript is spliced from 5 exons. The coding region runs from base 416 to 1429 and encodes 337 amino acids. Gene Ontology annotation, cellular component: membrane. Gene Ontology annotation, molecular function: ligand-gated monoatomic ion channel activity. The record is from RefSeq and is a predicted model, not a curated record.